Torulaspora globosa is the source of this 603-nucleotide messenger RNA. RefSeq names its product Keg1p (gene KEG1). The transcript has a single exon. The record is from RefSeq and is a predicted model, not a curated record. Bases 1 to 603 code for a protein of 200 amino acids. NCBI's taxonomy places the organism in Eukaryota, Fungi, Ascomycota, Saccharomycetes, Saccharomycetales, Saccharomycetaceae.
AUGGCUCUGGUUCCCCAAAGACUGGUGGCUAGGCUCUACCAGCUGUCGCACAUCAGCUCAGGUUUUCUAUAUGUCGCCCUGCUGGCUCGCUGGCUGAUUAUCCUACCAUUGGCGGGCUCAAGGUUUCUUCCUGGCGGAAUUCACGAAUUUCUGUGUGGGCUGCUGAUCUAUUCGAGUGUUCUCGAGAUCCUAUGGCUUGUCAAGUUCCGAGGAGUCGUUGGGGGCGUCAUGACCAGGACGUUUCUGAAAGAUGUGAAUUUUCUGUAUUUCGUUGUGGUGAUGCACUACUAUGACGAUUACGAGCAUGCACCAGUGUUGAAAAAUGCCAGCUACUCCAGCUUUAUCAUAGGGCUUGCAUGCACUCAAGCCUGGUCUCACUGGCGCAGUCUUUUCAGGAGAUCUGUGGAUGGUAGGCGAAGCAGGGUCGAGAAAGUCGAUACUUACCUGAUGAUGCCCUUGCUCUACCUCAGUGAGAUGUACUUGCUUCUUCUGAACGUUCAAAAUCCAGGCUUCCACUCGUUCCCGCUGCUGGAGAAGAUAAAUAAGGCGGUUCUAGUUAUCUUUCUACCCGUUGCUCUCUCAGUAUAUAAAUACCAGUUUUAG